GCGUGAGGCGCAACACUCCCCGCGCAUGCGCAGAUCAGUGUAGUCCAAGUCAUGUCCGUGGGGAACGGCUGGUAGCUCACGCUAGUGUUCAGCGAGACCAUUAUCUGUUCUUUAUUUUGUAUUUAAUUGUGUAAAUGUGACGAUGAUUCUUACAGUAAAGCCGCUUCAAGGGAAAGAGUGUAAUGUCCAGGUGACAGAAAAUGAAAAGGUAUCAACAGUGAAAGAGUUGGUAUCAGAGCGUUUAAACAUCCCUCCCAGUCAGCAGAGACUGCUGUAUAAAGGAAAAGCACUUGCAGAUGAACACCGGUUGAGUGAUUACUGCAUCGGCCCGGAGGCCAAGCUGAAUCUGGUGGUGCGUCCGGCGGGCGAGAGGAGCGGUGCGGUGGGAAACAGCAGCGGUAGUCCUGAUAAAGCAGGCAGUGGUGUGUGGCAGUUAUUGUCAACUGUCCUGGCCAAACAUUUCAGCCCAGCCGAUGCAGCCAAAGUGCAGGAGCAGCUUAUUAAGGAUUAUGAGCGCUCGCUCAGACAGCUGAGUCUGGAUGACAUUGAGCGUCUGGCCAGCCGUCUGCUGCAUCCAGAGACAGAAGGCAUGGAUACCUCAUACAUGGACUAAAACACACUAGACUGAUGGAAACAGUGGACGAGCCACGGUCAGGGAGUGAGAUGUUUCAUGUGGACUUGAAGGGGCUUCUCUGAUCUACAAGAGGAAACCAGUGGUGCUUUUAGUGCAACUUUGUAAAUAUUGUGUGCAAAUUAUUGAGAGACAAUAAAAAGUGUUCUUGAUAAGCUUGAUCUUUUUUUUUUUUUUUUUUAAAUGUGGAUUUAACAGCCGGGCUUGGUUGUAAAUGCAUCUUUAUUUUAUUUUUUUUUGGUUUUGGUGCCAUUCUUACAUUUGGCCAAAAUAAAAAUUAUGCCUACAUUUUUUUUUCCUUUUUGGCAUAUAAAAGUGAGGAGCUUUUGGGUUGAUUAUGGAUAUAUAUAUAUUAAUGAAUACAAGCAUAGCAUAUAAAUGUCCAAAGGCAAA
Molecule: messenger RNA, 1024 nt
Organism: Sinocyclocheilus grahami
Lineage: Eukaryota; Metazoa; Chordata; Actinopteri; Cypriniformes; Cyprinidae
Product: ubiquitin-like protein 4A
Exons: 4
Coding region: 143-613 (156 amino acids)
Biological process (GO): post-translational protein targeting to endoplasmic reticulum membrane; tail-anchored membrane protein insertion into ER membrane
Cellular component (GO): BAT3 complex
Molecular function (GO): protein-folding chaperone binding
Source: RefSeq, a predicted model, not a curated record